This is a messenger RNA of Physeter macrocephalus (sperm whale), 2444 nucleotides long. RefSeq names its product proprotein convertase subtilisin/kexin type 2 (gene PCSK2). Gene Ontology annotation, biological process: peptide hormone processing. The record is from RefSeq and is a predicted model, not a curated record. Bases 347 to 2263 code for a protein of 638 amino acids. NCBI's taxonomy places the organism in Eukaryota, Metazoa, Chordata, Mammalia, Artiodactyla, Physeteridae. Gene Ontology annotation, cellular component: neuron projection; membrane. The transcript is spliced from 12 exons. Gene Ontology annotation, molecular function: serine-type endopeptidase activity.
GAGGAGGAGCUGAAAAUGCAGAUUUAGCAUCAGGCACAGAUACACUCGCUCUUUCUCUGAGAUACACACAGCUCUCCACAUUAGCACCUCUGCGAGCAAGCCGGGCUGCCUGACUACACGGCUUCCCCGCCAGCCAGAUGCUAGAGAACACACACUGAUUUGCUCCUUUCCAAACCCCUAAUCAGUGUUUUUCUCUACACAAAGAUUUUUUUAAAACAAGCAACAACAAAAACUAUAUAUAUAUAUUUUUUCUUUUCGUUUUUUUUUUAAUUUGCACCUUCCUUGCGGGACCACUGCUCCGCCAGCCUGCGCGCCUCCUAACACCACUUUUCACUCCCAAAGAAAGAUGAAAGGUGGCUGUGUCUCCCAGUGGAAGGCGGCCGCCGGGCUCCUCUUCUGUGUCAUGGUUUUUGCAUCUGCCGAGAGACCGGUCUUCACGAAUCAUUUUCUUGUGGAGUUGCAUAAAGGAGGAGAGGAAGAAGCUCGCCAAGUUGCAGCAGAACACGGUUUUGGAGUCCGAAAGCUCCCCUUCGCUGAAGGCCUGUAUCAUUUUUAUCACCAUGGCCUGGCAAAGGCCAAGAGGAGACGCAGCCUGCACCAUCAGCAGCAGCUGGAGAGAGACCCCAGGGUAAAGAGGGCCUUGCAACAGGAAGGGUUCAACCGAAAAAAGCGAGGGUAUAGAGACAUCAACGAGAUCUACAUCAACAUGAACGACCCUCUUUUUACGAAGCAGUGGUAUCUGAUCAAUACCGGGCAAGCUGAUGGUACUCCUGGCCUUGACUUGAAUGUGGCAGAAGCCUGGGAGCUGGGAUACACAGGGAAAGGUGUUACCAUUGGAAUUAUGGACGAUGGGAUCGACUAUCUCCACCCGGACCUGGCCUCAAACUAUAACGCCGAAGCAAGCUACGACUUCAGCAGCAACGACCCCUAUCCUUACCCUCGAUACACAGAUGACUGGUUUAACAGCCACGGGACCCGAUGCGCCGGGGAAGUUUCUGCAGUCGCCAACAACAACAUCUGCGGGGUCGGAGUGGCCUACGGCUCCAAGGUCGCAGGGAUCCGGAUGCUGGACCAGCCCUUCAUGACGGACAUUAUCGAGGCCUCCUCCAUCAGCCACAUGCCUCAGCUGAUAGACAUUUACAGCGCCAGUUGGGGCCCCACCGACAACGGGAAGACGGUGGACGGGCCCCGGGAGCUCACACUCCAGGCGAUGGCGGACGGCGUGAACAAGGGCCGAGGGGGCAAAGGCAGCAUCUACGUGUGGGCCUCAGGGGACGGCGGCAGCUACGACGACUGCAACUGCGACGGCUACGCCUCGAGCAUGUGGACCAUCUCCAUCAACUCGGCCAUCAACGACGGCAGGACCGCCCUGUACGAUGAGAGCUGCUCCUCCACCCUGGCCUCCACCUUCAGCAACGGGCGCAAGCGCAACCCCGAGGCCGGAGUGGCAACCACAGAUUUGUACGGCAACUGCACCCUGAGGCAUUCUGGGACAUCCGCGGCUGCUCCCGAGGCAGCUGGAGUGUUUGCACUGGCUUUAGAGGCUAACCUGGGUCUGACCUGGAGAGACAUGCAGCAUCUGACCGUGCUCACGUCCAAACGGAACCAGCUUCAUGACGAGGUCCAUCAGUGGCGGAGGAACGGGGUCGGCUUGGAGUUUAAUCACCUCUUUGGCUACGGGGUGCUUGACGCAGGCGCCAUGGUGAAAAUGGCCAAAGACUGGAAAACUGUGCCUGAGAGGUUCCACUGUGUGGGAGGCUCCGUGCAGGACCCUGAGAAAAUACCGCCCACCGGCAGGCUGGUGCUGACGCUCGCCACCGCUGCCUGCGAGGGGAAGGGGAACUUCGUCCGCUACCUGGAGCACGUGCAAGCUGUGGUCACGGUCAACGCGACCAGGCGAGGGGACCUGAACAUCAACAUGACGUCCCCCAUGGGCACCAAGUCCAUCCUGCUGAGCCGGAGGCCACGGGACGACGACGCCAAGGUGGGCUUCGACAAGUGGCCUUUCAUGACCACCCACACCUGGGGGGAAGACGCCCGGGGGACCUGGACCCUGGAGCUGGGCUUCGUGGGGAGCGCGCCCCAGAAGGGGGUGCUGAAGGAGUGGACGCUGAUGCUGCACGGCACGCAGAGCGCCCCGUACAUCGACCAGGUGGUGAGGGAUUACCAGUCCAAGCUGGCCAUGUCCAAGAAGGAGGAGCUGGAGGAAGAGCUGGACGAAGCGGUGGAGAGAAGCCUGAAGAGCAUCCUGGGCAAGAACUAGCACCUCGGCACCCUCUCCCCACCGCCAGCCCGCCGCCCCAGCCGGGCACCUAGCAGUUAACCUCCCCCCACACAAGCGAUUCCAACUUCUUGCCCCGAAGCUUCGCUCACUGUCAGUGGUUAUUUUCAUUACCAUGGAAGCAACCUUUUUUAUUCUGUGCCCAAAAUACAGUGUUCCCACC